Molecule: messenger RNA, 2487 nt
Organism: Penicillium lagena
Lineage: Eukaryota; Fungi; Ascomycota; Eurotiomycetes; Eurotiales; Aspergillaceae
Product: non-ribosomal peptide synthetase
Exons: 1
Coding region: 1-2487 (828 amino acids)
Biological process (GO): amino acid activation for nonribosomal peptide biosynthetic process; secondary metabolite biosynthetic process
Cellular component (GO): cytoplasm
Molecular function (GO): phosphopantetheine binding
Source: RefSeq, a predicted model, not a curated record
AUGGCUCCCAUCUUGUUAGAAGCCGAGUCUUCCAAUUCGCACCUCGCCGUCGCCCCCGUCAAGGCACCUCCAAGCAAUUCAAGUAGGACGGCGGUUGACCUCGCUCUUCAGGCACGUCCCUUACGGCUGCUGCGCCUCGUUGAGACCCUCGACGCUCCCUCGGUGGUCAAGGACGAACAUCCUGACACUCAAAUCCAGCGCAUGAUUCAAUUGGCUUGGAUCAUCAUUAUCCGUGCCUUUGUCUCAUCGGCCACCUUCUACAUUAGCGAGCAGUACCAGCAAGGCCGCUCUUUUGUCGGCGAGACCAGUCCAGCUCAUGCUGGAUCAUCUGUGCAGAUUCAUUUCGACCCUCAAGAAACAGUGCGUGAGCUUUUCACACAGAAAGUUAACAGCUUGGCCCAAGUGUCUGGGUCAUCGCUGACUACCAAUGGCGAUACUGCUCAAUAUGGCAAGGACGUGGACUACAAUGUGACUAUCGCAUAUCAGAGACUACCGGCGAAGCGUAUGUCCUCGGAUCUGAAGCUUUGUGUCGGUCGCUGUCAGGUCUGUUGCUCUCAAGGCAUGGCCAUACCAGUCGAGUCUGAGCCCAAGCCUACGACUUACGAAUCCAGCGGGCUGCAUUUAGAAAUCUGUUACACGCCCGACGACCGGUUACAUGCCCGGCUGGACGUGAGCAGGACUUCAAUAGGAAUGGAAUUGGCACUGAGCUUGCUUCACAGCUUUAACCAAGCCCUUACCUCCAUUGAUGGCACCCCUGUGCAGGCUGUCGGAGGCGUGGAACUAUGUGCGCCGCAUGAUCGAGACCGGAUUACCCAGUUUACCCGCGCAGUUGCACCGGCACAGAACUCGCUGUUACACGAUUUAUGUCUUCGGCACGCAGCAACAACUCCCGAUGCACCGGCAAUUCGCUCAUGGGAUGGCGAUCUCACGUACCGGGAACUCAACGAUUUGGCAUCCCGCCUAGCCCAUUGGCUUGUUAGCCAUGGGGUGAAACCUGGAGUCUUUGUGGCGUGCGCCUUCUACAAGUCCACAUGGACUAUCGUCGCUCGACUGGCCAUUCUGAUGGCAGGAGGUGCAUACAUUUGUGUUGAUGCAAAAGACCCACCUUCAUAUCUGCAGUCGGCUUUGGAGCGUACUCAGAUCAAGAUCAUUCUGACCUCAGCUGGCUAUGCAGACAACUUUGCCGAGUUGGUGGCAACGCAGUUUGAGAUAAGCAAGAACUCUCUGCAGGCUCUGCCAUCUCUUCCGGGAGUUCCCUGUGCCGAUGUCCGCCCCACUGAUGCCUGCACCGUUCUGUUCACCUCGGGAAGCACGGGCAAGCCCAAGGGCAUUAUCCAGGAACAUCGAAGCUAUGCGUCCGCAUUGACAGACUACAUUCGUGUGUUCGGCAUGGGAUCUCACACCCGCAUGUUUCAGUUCGACGCCUACGCAUUCGACAUCAGCAACAACGACUUCCUGUCCACCCUCAUUGCCGGUGGCUGCUGUUGUGUACCCACAACAUCUCUUUCGAUGGACGCCUUGAUGGGCGAUUUGAACACUCUUCAGGCUAAUAUGAUGUUUGUAACACCCUCUGUGGCUAUCGAUAUGGAUCCCGCCCUGGUGCCCACUUUGCAAGUGAUGUGUAUUGGCGGAGAGCCUGUCUCUGACGCGGUACUGGCCAAGUGGUUGGGUUAUGUUAAGGUAUUCAACCAAUACGGCAUGGGUGAGGUCGCAUCGCUCUGCUGCUAUAACAAUAAUCUCCAGAUGGGCCGUGGCGCCGUGGUUGGGCGCCCUGGUAGUGGAGCGAUCUGGAUCGUCAACCCUGAUCUUCCGGACCAGCUUAUGCCUGUCGGUGCUGUGGGUGAAGUCCUGGUGGAAGGCCCACACAUCUCUCGUGGAUAUCUGGAUCAUGUCUCUGGGAAGUCCGAAAACUUUCUCGCUACUCCGCCAGCAUGGAUGGCCCAGUUGCACCCGGAACGCCCGCAACAUAAAUUCUAUCGUUCCGGCGAUCUCGGUAGAUACAAUCAUGACGGUACAGUCGAGCUGAUUGGCCGGAAGGACUCAAUGUUGAAGCUGGACGGGGCGCGGGUCGAGGCUGGGCAGGUCGAAUAUGUUAUUCGACGGAACCUCUCUGACGGCGACGCCGCUAUUGUGGACGUGCUGGGGGCUGUAGACGGCGUCAGCGAUCCCAUCCUAGCCGCCUACAUCUACUUGGGCUCCAACCCAAUGAAUCUCGAACAUGGGCCUGUAGAGGAUAUGGAAUUCCGUGCGGUCACAGAUCGCCAUGCCGUGCAUGCACUCGCGAAAUCACUGAGUGAGGCCAUCCGCCAGAGUCUACCGAUGUACUAUAUUCCCAGCCUCUACUUACUCGUCGACCGUGUGCCACGCACUAAGUCGAAGAAGACAGAUCGUCGCAAGCUGCACAUGCUUGGUCAAGAAUACUACAUGGCGAACAGGGAAGCUUUGAAGGAUGUUAUUGUGUGGCCUGAUUGGGAGUCAGCGGACUGA